AUGAUACACGUCCCGCAACGCAUGGCCCCUGACAGAAACAAAGAUGUUCUCGGGACGCGGCAACCCCAUCCCAUGUUGCCGCUCUCCGUUGAUAGCAGAUGCAGUAUCAUGCAAUAUCUUCCGGCCAGCCUUACGUGGCGAGCCGUCUCAUCUCUCUUGCCGCUGACCGAGCCGUCUUAG
This is a messenger RNA of Colletotrichum costaricense, 180 nucleotides long. RefSeq lists its product as uncharacterized. The record is from RefSeq and is a predicted model, not a curated record. The coding region runs from base 1 to 180 and encodes 59 amino acids. The transcript has a single exon. Lineage: Eukaryota; Fungi; Ascomycota; Sordariomycetes; Glomerellales; Glomerellaceae.